Mangifera indica (mango) is the source of this 1052-nucleotide messenger RNA. Its product is annotated as ethylene-responsive transcription factor ERF091. Bases 46 to 858 code for a protein of 270 amino acids. Gene Ontology annotation, molecular function: DNA-binding transcription factor activity; DNA binding. The transcript has a single exon. The record is from RefSeq and is a predicted model, not a curated record. Gene Ontology annotation, biological process: regulation of DNA-templated transcription; ethylene-activated signaling pathway. Lineage: Eukaryota; Viridiplantae; Streptophyta; Magnoliopsida; Sapindales; Anacardiaceae.
CUCCCGAUUAAGCUUUAGAUUUCUGAUAUGUGAAAUGGUAAUAACAUGGCCAUACAGAAAGAUCAUCGUGGGGAAUCUGAAGAAAUACUAGAGAACGUAUGGGCAAGCUUCAUUGGUACUGAAGAUGGGGUUGAAAAAAGAACGAGUGAUGCUGCAACAGAAUUGUCAAAAUCGUGGGAAGAACUGCCUUGUCUUGAUGGAAGAGAUGGGUCAAUGGAAAUUUUACAAAGACUGCCAAGUUUAGGGAGGUGGAUAUCAAUGGGAGCUGAAGCAUGGGAGGAGCUGCUUGAUGGGAUUAUCCCUGCAACCAAUAUAGAACAGUCUUGCAACGAUGAUUUAAAGAGCAAUAAUAAAGCCUCAACUACUACAGGACCUAAAAUGAAUGCCGAGAGAGCAGAAAAGGUGGCUACGCAACACUAUCGGGGAGUGCGAAGGAGGCCCUGGGGAAAGUACGCGGCGGAGAUAAGAGAUUCGACAAGAAAAGGAGCUCGAGUUUGGCUUGGAACUUUUGCCACGGCUGAGGAAGCGGCGUUGGCUUAUGAUAAAGCUGCUUUACGAAUCAGAGGCUCUAAAGCACACCUUAAUUUCCCACUUGAGACAGUUGCCGAGGCUAUGGGGAUUGAUUACUCGGGAAAUGAAUUCAGUGGUACCACAAUGCUUUCUGAAGAAAAUGUUCCGAUCCCGCGAAAGCGAGCAUCGCGAGAGUGGGAGCUAAACAAUGGGAUGAUGAUGAAUUAUGAACAGCCUGAAAUGAAGAAAAUGAACUGUAUGAAAGAUACUUAUGGUGCUGAAUUUGAUGUGCUGGAGUUUCAGGACCUGGGUGCUGAAUAUUUGGAUAAUUUGCUAUCUUCUUUAUGACAAAAUGAAGAACUCGGUAGCAAAGAUUUUACAUUGGAGGUAUUUCUAUACGUUACUAUAGGCAUAUAUUAUAUAAUUAUGUGGAUUUAUUUGUAGCUGGCAAAAUUUGAUCUUCGAGUGAAUCUGGGUUUUUGUUAUUUGUAGAAAGGCAUUUGAGGAUUAUGUAGAAGAAGUAACUAAUCGUUCCAUUCGUU